CACAGUGCAGAGGAAUAGAGGCAUUGGGAAGGAACCACAAACUGCUUGUGCUGAGCUGCUGUUUUCAAAACUGAUGAAGGCAGAAACUCUGAAAGUAAAACUACCUGGAAAGUCCUCUUAGGGAAAGAAGUGAGGUUUUGUUUGCAUGUUAUGGCUCACUUCUGCAAGUCCUAAAAGUCUUCUGAAACGUGAAAGAGAUUCUCCAGUGUGCCUAUGGAAAAGACAGAUGGACUCUCACAUCUUAUUUCUGAAGCAGAGUCACCAUCUGGUGAGCAGAGAUUUAACCAAUUCAUGCAGAAACUGGGAAAGAACCCCAACAGCAAGAAUCUGGAUCUAAAUAACUGUGCACUAAGUGCAGCAGAUGUAGCAGAGCUGGCUUCUUUACUGCCAUUUCUUCAAGAGCUGGAAGAGAUCAGCCUGUCUUGGAAUGGCUGCAUUGGUGGGACUUUGAAAGCUCUCACUGUUCAUCUUCAUCACGUGAACCUGUUGAAAGUCCUUCGACUAAACAACUGCAGGCUGACAGCUGAGGAUGUCAUCUCCUUAGGACAGGCAUCUGAAAUUGUUUCUCAACUUGAAGAACUGGAUUUAUCAUGGAACAGUAACAUCAGUGGAAAACUGUCACUCCUGACAAAAAAACUCCAGAAAGGAUGCAAAUUAAAGCUUCUGAAAAUUACAGACUGUAACCUGACAGCAAAGGAUGGAGAAUCCCUUGCUGAAAUUCUGCCUAUGAUCCCAGACCUCGAGGUAUUAGAUCUCUCUAUCAACACACACAUCGGCUCCAGCAUGAAAGCUAUUGCUCAGGAUCUGAAAAAUGUGCCAGGCUUGAAAGAGUUAAACUUGCACAUGUGUGGAUUAAAGCACGACAGCCUCCAGGGCCUAGAUGCUGCUUUACAGCACCUUGCAGAGCUAAGAAAAUUAGAUAUAUCGUGUAACAAAGAGAUUGGUGGUGGCUUUAAAGACUUCACUGCUCAUUUGGCCAGCUUGAAAAAUCUGGAAAUCCUUGAUCUCCACCAGUGCUGUGUGACAGAAGAGGAUGUGACCGUUUUGUCCCAGGUGAUACCUUUACUCUCCAAUCUUCAGGAGCUGAAUUUAUCUUCAAAUAAAAAUAUAGGAGUCUCACCUGAUCCUCUUCUGGGCAGGCUCAGGUUUUUACCAAAGCUGAAAUCCGUGGCCAUCAGCAACUGUGAUUUAAGUGAAGAGUUGUUUUCAUCACUAGCUGAGGCUGCCCUUCACCUUCCUGAACUGGAGAUAUUAGACCUAUCUUGGAAUAAGUGCGUUGGUGGGAACCUAAAGCUGCUUUUGGGAGCACUAAAGCUUGCAACGGAGAUUCAAGUGUUAAGACUGAGCAGCUGUAACUUGGUGACUGAAGAUUUGACACUUCUAACGUUCCUGGCGCAGGACGGCCAUCUAGGCAGAUUACGGGAGCUGGAUGUGAGUUACAACAACAACAUCUCUGAUGAAGGGUGGCUCCUUUUCUGUCAAGGCUUAGCAGCGUUCAAAGAACUCUCAGUGCUGGAUGUCAGCCUUCGCCCGUCAUCCUGCCGUGACUGCGGGACAUGGUUCAGCGAGCUGCUAGCAGCCCUGCCACAGCUGCCUGCCUUGGCAGAGCUGGGGCUGCAAAGAUGGCUCCUUUCAGAGUCGCAGCGGAAACAACUGGAGAGCUUUAAUCAAGACAACAAAAGAAACAUUCGUUUUGACUGUUGAUGGAGCUUGAAGGUUCCUGAAAGGUCGUUCACAAGCAGCAUGUGCACCCAGCCUUAUGUGUCUCUAACUGAGAAGACGUCCCAGUUUUCAGAACUCUUGCCUUAGGAAAGCUCUUGAAAUUGCUCCACAGUUACAGAGAAGUGUAGUUAUUUAACCUUCUGCAUGCAUGGAUCAUUCCAGCGACUGGCAUAUUCUUUCAGGCUCUCUGAGCCAUGUUCACAGUACUACACGCACUUAGUCGCCCUGUUGUGAAUACCGAAGUGACAGCUGUCAAAAGAGCAGUGGUGAUUUCAGACGGACACACUCAGGUUUGCCAGUGUGGGGAGGAAGUGGCUGGGGUGUGUGCUGAUGCAGGAGGGUGGGCAGUGUGAAUAUGGCCUCGUGUGUAUAUGGAUAAUGUCUUUAAUGUGAAAAUAUCUACAACUUCUGUUUUAAAGUUUAGUUUAUUUUUCCCCAAAA
Pogoniulus pusillus (Red-fronted tinkerbird) is the source of this 2163-nucleotide messenger RNA. RefSeq names its product leucine rich repeat containing 31 (gene LRRC31). The coding region runs from base 214 to 1704 and encodes 496 amino acids. The record is from RefSeq and is a predicted model, not a curated record. The transcript is spliced from 9 exons. NCBI's taxonomy places the organism in Eukaryota, Metazoa, Chordata, Aves, Piciformes, Lybiidae. Gene Ontology annotation, molecular function: protein binding.